Messenger RNA from Chanos chanos (milkfish), 1629 nucleotides. RefSeq names its product cellular communication network factor 1 (gene ccn1). The transcript is spliced from 5 exons. Bases 145 to 1257 code for a protein of 370 amino acids. Lineage: Eukaryota; Metazoa; Chordata; Actinopteri; Gonorynchiformes; Chanidae. Gene Ontology annotation, molecular function: integrin binding; heparin binding. Gene Ontology annotation, cellular component: extracellular region. The record is from RefSeq and is a predicted model, not a curated record. Gene Ontology annotation, biological process: signal transduction; positive regulation of cell migration; cell adhesion.
CGCAACUCCCACCUGAAAGACAAGAAAACAAACCACAUCGGGAAUCCAAACGUCGGAGCCAUCUGCUCGGUUUAGCGCUUCAAACUGAAACUUUGAGGAAUAGAGAUACUUUUCUUACUUCAGGACAAAAGAAAGAACACAAAGAUGUUUCUGUUGUAUCUUGCCGUAAUCUUCAUCGGAAACCUGAACGUGAUUUUUUCAGCGUGCCCGUCGGAGUGCGACUGCCCACUGGAGUUGCCAAAGUGCGCGCCAGGCGUAAGCCUUGUCUCUGAUGGUUGCGGGUGCUGCAAAGUCUGUGCCAGGCAGCUUAACGAAGACUGCAGCAAAACGGAGCCCUGCGACCACACCAAAGGGCUUGAGUGUAACUUCGGGGCCAGCUUCGGGGCGACCAGAGGCAUUUGCCGAGCUAAGUCUGAGGGCAGACCUUGUGAAUAUAACAGCAGAAUUUACCAGAAUGGGGAAAGCUUUCAGCCAAACUGCAAGCACCAGUGCACGUGCAUCGACGGGGCAGUAGGGUGUAUUCCCUUGUGCCCACAGGAGCUUUCCUUGCCAAAUCUUGGCUGUGCCAACCCAAGACUGGUCAAGGUUCCUGGCCAGUGCUGUGAAGAAUGGGUCUGUGAUGAUGACAGGGAGAUGGACCUGACUGACACUCUCUUUGGCAAAGACCCUCUAUUUGAUGAAUCAGAGAGUGACCUCACCAACAGGAAUGAGCUUAUUACAACUGUCAAGAAAGGACUCAAGUCCCUUCCUGCUUUCAGGGUGGAGCCUGAGGUUCACAUGUUUGAGAGCCAGAGAUGCAUCGUGCAGACCACGCCCUGGUCACAGUGCUCCAAGACCUGUGGCACUGGCAUCUCCACCAGAGUCACCAACAACAACAGCGAGUGCAAGCUGGUCAAGGAGACUCGCAUCUGUGAAGUUCGUCCAUGCAGCCAGUCACCCUACUCUAGUCUUAAGAAAGGAAAGAAGUGCAGCAGAACAAAGAAGUCUGCUAAUGCGGUCAGGUUUACCUACGCUGGCUGCACAAGCUUGAAGAAGUACAGACCCAGAUACUGUGGUUCUUGCGUGGAUGGUCGUUGCUGCAGCCCCCAGCAAACCAGGACAAUCAAGGUCAAGUUCUACUGUGAAGAUGGAGAGACCUUCAACAAGAACGUCAUGAUGAUCGAGUCCUGCAAGUGUGCCUUCAACUGCCCUCAUUCCAAUGAUGCAUCUUAUCCAUUCUACAGGCUCUUCAAUGACAUACACAAGUUCAGAGACUGAAAUUCACCAAGGAAGUACAAAGAAGUACAAAACCUGACAAUGUCAGAGACAGAAUAAUGAAAACAGCCAAUGACAGACUGGCUGAGAGACAGGGGAGGGGGGGGCAUGCCUGCAUUCAUUGACCACCAUCUCACGUCGUAAUAGGAUUCCCGAGGAAUCAAGGACUUAACCUUUUGAGAACUUUGAUGAAAUGUUACUGUUUGCUGUGACCAUGUCAGCAUUUGAUGUUCUCCAUUUGAAAGGCUUGCUUCAUACUGGAGCAUGUAUUGGUAGCUUCGUUAAGGAGCAAUCUGUAAUUAAACAUUUGUAGCGUAGUUGUUAUAAAUAUGCUGUGUAUAUUUUGGUUACAAGAACAAAAAAAAAAGGGCCAAA